Paramisgurnus dabryanus is the source of this 1640-nucleotide messenger RNA. Lineage: Eukaryota; Metazoa; Chordata; Actinopteri; Cypriniformes; Cobitidae. The record is from RefSeq and is a predicted model, not a curated record.
AGCAGGAUUCACAACAUGGCAGGUAGACAAACUGUUGCGAGCUAUGCACUACCUCUUCCACAAUGUUCCUGCCCGUAGAGAAGAUUACACUGCCACCACAGGAUCUUCUACUUUUCCCCGAUCUUUCUGUGGCCACAGGUGGGUGGAAAAUGUCCCUGUGGCUGAGAGAGCUGUCGACAUUUGGCCCAUGCUUUUAACAUACAUUGAUGCAGUUCAGAAGAAAAAGGUGCCAAACCCCAACACGGCGUCAUAUGAUACCAUAUUGGCUGCGCGGGAUGAUGAUUUAAUAAUUCCAAAGCUCCAGUUCUUCUUGUCAGUUGUACGAAGCUUCAACCCCUUCCUGAUCAAAUAUCAGACCGACGAGCCUGUGCUGCCCUUUUUGGCUAAAGAUCUGAAAGAACUCCUGAUGGCUUUACUGCGACGAUUUGUUAAAAGGGAACUUUUAGAGGACCGAAGCUCACUGCAAAUGAUCACAAUCCAGGUAUCUGAUGAGAAGAACUGGGUCUCUCUUAAAAAUGUGGACAUCGGCCUGGGUGCUGAAUCUGCCAUCAAGGCCCUUCAGAGCAAAUCAGGAGGCAAGAUAGGGGAGCUUUCUGUGCUAACCUUCAGGAAAGAAUGUUUGCAGUGCCUUGUUAAGGUAGUCAGGAAAUUGCAGGACAAAUCCCCCCUAAAGUUUCCUAUGGUUAGGCAAAUUGGAUGCCUUGAUCCCACAAGAAUCCACCAAGAACCGGAGUGGUGCAUCAAGCAAAUGAAGAGUGUAGUGCAGACAUUCCUUCAGGGAAAGAAAUUGACAGGUGGCAUUCCAGCAGGUGAUGUUAUCAUUCAGCAGUUUGUAUCCUUGACCUCAGUGGAAGGACGAGAUGAACGUUUCCUGGCCUUUAAACCAAUGAAGGACCGCCUUGAUGUGUUUCUUUACACAACUCUCAGCACAUCUUACCCUGACUUACUACAGUUUUGCAAGAGUCUCCUCCUUCUAUCCCAUGGCCAAGCCACAGUUGAAAGAGGAUUUUCAAUUAACAAAGAGGUGGAAACAUGCAAUCUCCAGGAUAGAACGCUGGAAUCACUUCGAUUAGUCUGUGACCGGAUCAGCAGUUGUGGGGGCAUUUUAAAAGUGCCUCUGACAAAGGAGCCCCUUGCCUCUGCUUCAUCUGCAAGAUCUCAGUAUAGACUGUACCUGGAGAAUGAAAGAAAAAAGAAGGAGAGUGCCGCACAUGCUCUAAAGAGGAAGGCAGUGGAGGAGGAGCUUUUGGACCUCAGAACCCAGCAUGAGGUACUAAGCCGUGUUUGUGAGUCACUUGAAAAUGAUGCAGACAAGUUGGCAGAGCAGGCUGAGGGGAAGGCCGGGUCCAAAAUGGCUGAAUUUAUCAUCAAGUCCAACACACUUCGCAGAAGGCAAAAAGAAAAAAAAGAAGAGCUUCGCCAACUGGAGGAAAGAAUUGAAGAGAAGUCUUCACAACGGAGACUUUUGUGACUGUGCCUCUCGCCUCCGUCUUAAUGUCACAAUUUCUCUCAUUCCCUCCCCUUUUUUCUCUCUCUCCCUCUGUAUCUCUCUCAGUCUGCCAGCUAAAGUUAUCUGCUGAUGAAUACAAGUCAAAUUCUUACAACUUCUCUCUUAAAAUUUGUUUUGGGACAUGUUCAAA